GAGGUCCCGGGGGGCAGGCAGCUGCGCCCCUCUGCCUGGCGACAGCGCCCGGACCGUCGCGACCCUAGCGUGGCGCCUGGCCCACCCUGCCCAGCCCAGGCCGCGGCCCCAUGUGCGCCCGGGCUCGGCGGCGAGCUCAGCUCAGCUCGCCCUGCCGUCAGGGCUGGCGGGGUCCCCGCGCCCCCGACACUCUGGCAUCUGCUUCCGGCUGGGGCCCUCCUCGCCCCCACCGGGCGUGCCUGGACAUGCGCGAGGCGCCCAGGGGCUUGGGAGGCCAGCCGGGCCUCCUGGGGGUUGGCGUUAGACGGGUCCCUGGCCACCUGGAGAAGCCAAGGCCCCUUGGGGCUGAUGGUUUCCUGGAAGGGGAGGCGUUGUUUCCUGAGGACCUGGGGUGGAGAAGUGAGAAGGGGAGCCCAAAGUCCAGGACAGCUGACCCCUUCAGUGAGGGAGACGGUCCCUGCUCCAGCCCAUGGUGCCGGUGAGGUGUGCCCAGCUGUCCUUGGCGGGAGCUCGUUCCGUAGGCUAUGUCCCGACUUCUGCUGUGGUUCCUGUUCCAACCAAUACUGCUGCUCUGAUGUGCUAAAGAGACUGGUGUGGACUGACGAUGAGUGUGCCGUGUCCAUGGCCAGUGUGUCUACCCCCACGGAGCCUUGGGAGCAGCUGGGCUCACCGCUGAGAUUUGGAUCCAGCUUUGACAGUGACUCCAUGUCAGGGUUCGGAGCCACCGUGGCCAUCGGCCUGACCAUUUUCGUGCUCUCUGUUGUCACCAUCAUCAUCUGCUUCACUUGCUCCUGCUGCUGUUUGUACAAGAUGUGCCGUCGGCCGCGUCCCAUCGUGACCACCACCACAGCCACCACCGUGGUGCACGCCCCUUACCCUCAGCCUCCAAGUGCACCCCCUAGCUAUCCUGGACCGACGUACCAGGGCUACCACCCCAUGCCCCCCCAGCCAGGAAUGCCAGCAGCACCCUACUCAACACAGUACCCACCACCCUACCCGGCCCAGCCCAUGGGGCCUCCAGCCUACCACGAGACCUUGACUGGAGGUGCAGCUGCACCCUACCCCGCCAGCCAGCCUCCAUACAACCCAGCAUAUAUGGAUCCCCCGAAAGCAGUCCCCUGAAUGCACCCCACCUCUCUGGCUGCCACUUGAUUGUGUAUGUGCGCGUGCGAGUGUGUGUGUGUGUGUGUGUGUGUGUGUGUGUGUGUUAUGCAGGCACACUUUUUACUACCCUAUGUACAUUGUAUGUGACAUGUGGCUUCCUCUGAUGUUAACUAGGUGGGCUGGGACUAAACUGUUCUCUUCACUUGAAAUUAUGCAGAUUCACUGAAAUCUCGAGCAGAUUUGAAAAGUGGAGUGGGCAGUCUUUUCCAGCUCACCACAGGGUGACUAGGCACAACCUGGCAUCCUGGGAUAGCAGUUGUUUGAGGCAUCACACACAUGUCCUGGUUGUGGGAAUGGUUGCUGGAGGCCAUGGCUUGUCCCCAGGGGUUGGGGAGCCCUUGGCUGAGGCAGGCAAGCAGUAGGCUCUUGCUGAGGCCCUGUCCUUUGGGCAGAUGUCUGGUUGUUCCCUGGAGCCUGUGCCAUGCUCGAUGGGUGGUUGGUCAGCUCCUGAGGUGGGAACACUGGCAGGGUCCCAGCCACUCGAUAGCUCCCCGUCCCAGCAGCCUCCCUGGGAUUGCCUGGGUGCCACUGCUCUCAAGACUAGAGGCCCAUGGGGAAGCUUUCCUGCGCUUGCUGACCUGGCCCCUGCCACAGGUGGGCAGUGGGGUCUCUGUCCACCAACACACUCAGGUCUCCUCCCUGCAGUGUUUCUGUUACUUUUAGCCAAAAAUUUUGCCUAUUUGUUUUAAAAUGUGAUAGCUGAUGUGAGGCUUUCAAAUGUGUGGAGAACGAAUCUACAGAAGAGGGGGACAAGCUGACUGCUGACAGUCCUGCCGGCCCUGAUGGCAGCCUCAUGGAAUAUCUAACCCUAGUACCCAGGUCACAGUUCGUCCUGGCAGCGGAGACACCAGGGCCAAGGGGCUGUCUGGACCAAAGAGGAGUAGUGGGUGAGGGGAUGGGAGGCCUGUGUGGUAGCUCUGGCCCCAACUCGAAUACCUCGGAGUUCUUGUGACUAUUAAUGUCUUACCAGCUGUCUUAGCUUUGUAUCUGUUGUAUUUUGGAGAGCCUGGGCUCUGCACCCUUGUUUAUAAUAAACGCAAAUAUUUGGA
Molecule: messenger RNA, 2213 nt
Organism: Cavia porcellus (domestic guinea pig)
Lineage: Eukaryota; Metazoa; Chordata; Mammalia; Rodentia; Caviidae
Gene: Shisa5
Product: shisa family member 5
Exons: 6
Coding region: 349-1122 (257 amino acids)
Biological process (GO): positive regulation of canonical NF-kappaB signal transduction
Cellular component (GO): endoplasmic reticulum
Source: RefSeq, a predicted model, not a curated record